AUGGACCUUCCCAAUAGAGAUUGGGGUUUAUCCAGGUCGUUCUCUUGCUUAAUUACCAUCAUUGUUCUGUUAGGGGGUGUCCUAGCUUUGGUAGAAGCCGGCGGGGAUGAGACUGAUCGGCUGGCUCUGCUAGAAUUUAAGGCCCAAAUAGCUGAUGCUGAUCGGGUUUUAAGCUCGUGGAAUGAUACUAGCCACAUUUGCGAUUGGUACGGUGUCACAUGUGGUCGUAGACACCGCAGAGUCACCGUAUUAGACCUCAGCUCCGAGAACUUGUCCGGGGUCGUGUCGCCCCAUAUUGGUAACCUAAGCUUUCUGAGGUUGGUCUAUCUGGAUAACAACAAUUUUCGCUCCGAAAUUCAGCCACAUUUCGGCCGCUUGUUUCGGUUGCAACAGUUGUUCCUUAAUAACAACUCUUUUGGCGGACAAAUCCCUUCGAAUCUCUCCCAUUGCUCUAAUUUACUCAUUCUUAACUUGGGCAUCAACAUGCUCAAAGGAAAUUUGUCUCCAGAACUCGGCUCCUUGUCCAAGCUCCAAAUAUUUAUAUCUCAAAUGAACGGCUUAAUGGGAAACAUUCCGCUGUCGUUUGGAAACUUAUCAUCUCUUCAAGCCUUUGCAGCAGCUUCAAAUAACCUUGGUGGUAUGAUCCCAGAGACUCUUGGCCGAUUGAGAAAUCUAAACUUCCUCUCUCUCGGCAACAAUAAAUUUGUCGGUAUGAUUCCUAUCUCAAUCUUCAAUGUUUCCACUAUGACAAUCCUUGAUGUGGCCGGAAACCAAUUAGAGGGGGGCUUACCCAACAACUUAGGUUUCACUCUUUCGAAUCUCGAGAGAAUCUAUUUGAGUAACAACCAUCUUACUGGACCCAUUCCCGAGUCAAUAUCCAAUGCCUCUAAUCUCGUUUAUAUUAUAAUCGCGGUGAAUAACUUUACAGGGAAAGUUCCUUCUUUCUCAAAGAUGAGAGGGCUCUAUUGCUUUGAAUUUAGCGAAAACAACUUAGGAAGUGGCCAAUCUGCUGAUCUUGACUUCCUUUGCUCUUUAAUCAAUUCCACAAAAUUGGAUACAAUAGGUAUAAAGAGCAAUGCUUUCGCAGGACCAAUUCCCGACUGUAUAAGUAACCUCUCUAGCACCCUUUCGUGGUUUGUAUUAAGUCACAAUGAUAUUUCUGGAACCUUACCGUCUGGAAUCGAAAAUCUGAUCAAUUUGGAAUCCCUGGCAAUGAGGGGCAAUAACAUAUCGAGAAACAUUCCUUCUGAGAUCGGAAAUCUAAACAAACUGAAGUAUUUGAAUCUCGGCCAAAAUAAAUUCUCGGGGCAAAUACCAGAAUCUAUCGGGAAUUUAAGGAUGUUAACCAAAUUGAUGUUGAAUAGCAAUAAUCUCCAUGGCUCGAUACUGUCGUCUCUGGGAAACUGCCAAAAUCUACUUCUCUUGAACCUUUCUACCAAUGACCUCGGCGGUAACAUACCCCCGGGAAUUAUGGGCCUCUCAUCUUUGUCGAUUUAUCUUGACUUGUCUCGAAAUAGUCUUACCGGCUCCCUACCAGGAGAAGUUGGAAACUUGAAAAAUCUUGGCAUAUUAAGUUUAAACGGGAACAAAUUAUCUCAAAAGAUUCCAAGUAGUAUCAGCAGUUGUAGAAGCAUGGAACAACUAUAUGUGCAGGAUAAUUUCUUUGAAGGGCCCCUACCAUUGACUUUGAGUUCCAUGAGAGGCCUUCAAGUAUUGAAUGUUUCCAAUAACCGUUUGUCUGGCCAAAUCCCGGAAUAUCUAGAGUUGCUAAAUCUGACGAAUUUGAGCCUAUCUUACAACGAUUUCGAGGGUGCAUUACCUACAGGAGGAGUUUUCAGAAGUGCCAUUUCAACUUCGGUUGUUGGAAACAAGAAGCUUUGCGGGGGUCUCCCAGAUUUUCAACUACCGAAAUGCGACUACAAAGAGUCAAAACAGAGAAGAAUAAGCAGAACUGCAAAAGUUAUGACACAAUAA
Messenger RNA from Syzygium oleosum, 1974 nucleotides. Its product is annotated as LRR receptor-like serine/threonine-protein kinase EFR. NCBI's taxonomy places the organism in Eukaryota, Viridiplantae, Streptophyta, Magnoliopsida, Myrtales, Myrtaceae. Gene Ontology annotation, cellular component: plasma membrane. Bases 1 to 1974 code for a protein of 657 amino acids. The record is from RefSeq and is a predicted model, not a curated record. Gene Ontology annotation, molecular function: protein binding. The transcript has 2 exons.